Messenger RNA from Lachancea dasiensis, 1800 nucleotides. The record is from the annotation of a GenBank genome assembly. NCBI's taxonomy places the organism in Eukaryota, Fungi, Ascomycota, Saccharomycetes, Saccharomycetales, Saccharomycetaceae.
AUGCGCGGACGAUCAGGGUACAGGAAUAACAGAGAAGGCAAUGGGAGUGCCGAUGGAAAUUCCAGUGGAUUGUCAACUAUGCUCAACGGUGGCAGCCACCACAAAGCUAAGAGGGCCUCAUUACAGCGAACCUCCUCGCUCAAGUUACCGGAUAAGCAACUCUACACCGUUUCUGAAAACAGCCACGAGGAGUCUGCGAUUCCCAAAGUUAGCGGGCACAACCACGCCCUUAAACUAAUGGCGAACCACCAUCGCAGUUCGGCCGCCAUGGCCUUAUACAACAAUUUAAAGAACAAGCGAAACAGCAGCAACAUUUCGCUCAAGGACGUGCGCAAAAGCAGUAAUGGUAAUAAUAGCUGCAAUUCAGCUUCCUCCAGCAUCAAAAGUCAACGUCUUCCGGUGAACCUGUACUUCCAUGAGACAAAAUACGACAAUGAGCCAAGUCAAGAUUUGGGCAACAACCCCAUCCACCAUUACCAGUUUGGUCGAAAUAUGGGUAUUAAGCCUAAAAGCUCGAGCACAACACUUCUGCCGACAAUGGCUAACUUGAGGCGCACUGAAUCUAACCACCCGGGAAGUUCCAUCAACCUCAAAGUGCGAAAUAGCAAAAGCGACAUUUCUGGUGCAGAUACAACUUUGGUGGCCGAUAGGCCCAGCGGGGGCGUUGACUUCAAUCAAAAUGGUCGAUUUUUAGACCCCCAUGUUGAUAGCAUUGCAACAACUGAGGCUCUCUCAAAUAGAGAGGACAAUGAAAUCAAAAUUUUAGAAAGUCAAAUCGAAACUGCCAUCAACGAUGAAGUGUUCUCUAGCGAUUACGCAUUUGAUAAUAAAUUCGACGACGUUAUACACAUUUCAAAAGGAAAAGAUAACGAAAAUGCCCCGAGUAUUACAAGCUCCAACCAGUCGCCUCUCACUAAGGUGCCAGGUCGAAAGCUAUCCAAAACCGAAUCCAAUUUUCUCGAAAAUUUUCAAAACGAUAUCUCAAGUAGAUCCAGCGCAGGAUCUCAGGCUGCAUCUCAUACAUCUCGAUUGCAGAUGAAACUGGACAUUAUGAAAAGUCGCUUCGAUAGUUUUACUGCAGAUCAGGAUUUAUCCAGUGGUUCAGACAACUGCCUUUCCGUGCUAAAGGGGGAAAAAGGCUCUCAUGGAAGUGAGCAAUCUCUGCCCCUAAUAGCUUCCAAUUUUCGUAAGUCGCUAGAGCCAGAACUCGAUGUUCAUCCUGAUUCCGUUGCUGGCGAUGGAAAGGCGCCUGUAUCAAAGUUUUGGCUCCGUUAUGACUUGAAAACAAAACUUCUGACCGAGAAACUAAACAAUCAACUCAAAAUGAUCGAACGAUUUCCUUCGUCAAAUGUGGUGGGGGAAAAGAUAAUGAUUUCUAGGAUAAAGCACUUCGCUGGCGAGAAAGAUAUUAUCAAAAAUUUUGAACACAUAUUACAGCAGCGAACAGACAAAAGGCCGGUUAUAGAGAAGCCCGUUGUUGUGAUGAGAAAUGACCAGAAGGAUCAAGAAUUCGAGCAGUUAUUCGAAAGUACUAAAAACUAUGUUCCAAGAAGUACGCCCACAGUUAACGAUGCUGAAUUGGAACAGUUGAGAGAUAAAAUGGGCAUCGGGAAGACGAUCUUUGAAGAUUUAUGGCGCGAUUCAGAACACUAUGAACUCUUAUCGCUAACAAAUGUUGGUCCUGGUCUUCCUCAAUUGCCCAUGGAUGACCAGCUCAGUGUGCCGAAACGAAAUACUAUAUCUGAUCACGGAUCAAGCGAUGGUGCUGCGUUCGCAGUUUCUCCUGAGGACUAUCGCUAA